Fulvia fulva is the source of this 339-nucleotide messenger RNA. RefSeq lists its product as uncharacterized. The record is from RefSeq and is a predicted model, not a curated record. Bases 1 to 339 code for a protein of 112 amino acids. Gene Ontology annotation, biological process: mycotoxin biosynthetic process. Lineage: Eukaryota; Fungi; Ascomycota; Dothideomycetes; Mycosphaerellales; Mycosphaerellaceae. The transcript has 2 exons.
AUGCUUCGAGAGAAUCUAUACUACAACUACCAAUACUACAGAGAUCAGGCUACUGAUGAUAUGGCUCCCGAGUGGCUCAUGAACAGCCACACUAAUCACUGCGUGGAUGCUCUACGGGAACGCCUUCUUUGUACUGCCGACAUUGGACUGGUCCCAUUCUUCUGGCCGAAUGCGAGCGGUAAUGCGAUGCCUGACUUUGGCAGGGACCAUAAAUGCCACAGUCAUGAGUCUGUAAUAUCUUGGUCCCAGCAGCAUUCUGCAUCAACAGAACAGUUGCGAAAUGCCGAUCAUUCGCAGCGAGACUCGGUUCUUCCUGCUGCUCGGGAUUUUGUGAAAUAG